This is a messenger RNA of Haemonchus placei, 1224 nucleotides long. The record is from the annotation of a GenBank genome assembly. Lineage: Eukaryota; Metazoa; Nematoda; Chromadorea; Rhabditida; Trichostrongylidae.
AUGGCUCAUCUGGUCGUGGACGGCCUUGCUGCCAGCGAUGGCUCAUGGUCUUUGCCGAUUCUAGUCACGGAUAUGAAUAUCCAAAGGAAUCUCUAUGUUCGAGGUGAUCUUCACAUUGGUGGUCUUAUGAUGCGACUUGUUGAUGAAAUCGACGUUACAAGAGAUUGGUCCGAUCAUGCGUUAUGGUGGCCCGAAAAGCGCCGUUGGCUUCAGCAUACUCGAUCGACUCUGGAUCAAUGCGGUGUAACAGCCGAUACCAAGCUGGAAUUCACGCCAAUGCACAAAGAUGCGAGGCAGAUCAUCGAGGCUCGCCUGGAUUUUUCUGUUAACGCAUUUAAGGCUACCCAAAAACUCUGUCGUGAUUUGGGAAUCAGACACUCUGAAGAGUUAGGACUGAAGAGACUCAUUCCUCCCGACAUUCUUCGUAAAGGAACUUAUGAAGCCGAAAAUUCAUCGGGACCUCAGCCAAUUCGCCCUGGAGAGGAGUCCGUUGGUCCGAUGACCCUCAGAAAGGCCACUCCAAUCUUUGCCUCUCAAACUCAAAUUGAUGGACGUAUGCGCCGUGGACAAUCACCAGCCUUGUCCACGAGUGGGCACAUCUUCAAUGCUCAUGAGAUGGGCACUUUGCCGCGGCAUGGCACUCUUCCCCGUGGAGCAAGCCCUAGUCCAGGCGCUUACAACGUAACCAUGAGUCGUGUGCCAAUCAUGCCCAGCAUCAGUUUCUGCGAAGGUCUCGAAAAUGAGCAGUUUGAUAUGGCUCUCGUGCACACUCCACGCCAGGCUGCUAAUCGAGACAUGGUUGUUUUCCGUCCACAAAAUUACGUCGAAAAAGCCGCAUUGAAUAGAGGCUGGCUAGAUUCAAGCAGGUCUUUGAUGGAGCAAGGUGUGUUUGAGGGUGACAUUGUGCUAUUGCGCUUCAAAUUCAUGACCUUCUUUGACCUCAAUCCAAAGUACGACCCGGUGCGUAUAAAUCAACUAUACGAGCAGGCGAAAUGGUCUAUUCUGUUGGACGAAUUUGAUCACACCGAAGAAGAAGCCACGUUAUUUGCCUCUUUACAGCUGCAAGCAACACUUCAACGAGAUUCUCCCGAGCCUGAAGGACCUGUUAAGGACGACGUAGAUAUGAUGUUGGACGAGUUGGAGCAAAAUCUAGACGCUGCCGCUCUUGGUCGCCGAUCUGACCUUAUGCAAGUGCCAGAGCUUGCAGAUUAUCUUAAAUACAUG